Leptomonas pyrrhocoris is the source of this 1200-nucleotide messenger RNA. Its product is annotated as Surface membrane protein gp46-like protein. Gene Ontology annotation, cellular component: plasma membrane. Gene Ontology annotation, molecular function: protein binding. Gene Ontology annotation, biological process: hormone-mediated signaling pathway. The record is from RefSeq and is a predicted model, not a curated record. The transcript has a single exon. NCBI's taxonomy places the organism in Eukaryota, Euglenozoa, Kinetoplastea, Trypanosomatida, Trypanosomatidae. The coding region runs from base 1 to 1200 and encodes 399 amino acids.
AUGGCGUGGCUCCGCUACCUGCUGCGCGGCAUGGUGGUGGCCGCUGCGCUGCUGGCGCUGUGCGUGGUGGGCGCCUCCCUCGUGAAUGCGUCUCCUAUCGACAGCCUUUCUGCUGCGGAGCGUGAGAACACGCUGAAGUUCCUGCAGGGCUUUGUGACGUUGAACCCGUCUCUAGCGAGCAACUGGACGGGUACGGACUUCUGCAGCUGGUGGUACGUGAGCUGCAGCGGUUUUCGGUACGCCAUCGAUUUCAGGGAGAACCGCUCACCGCUGUUCAGCGGGUCACUGGUGCUGCCUGAGCUGGCUGAUGACGUGAACGGCUCCCUCGUGAUGCUCUAUGAUAUUCGCGCGAUCGAGAUGGGUGAGAAGGUCACUGGCACGCUGCCUGCGAGCUGGGGCCGUUUGACGGUGUUGCAGAAGCUGUUCCUUCAGAACAACGCACUGUCGGGGACGUUGCCUGCUGAGUGGAGCGGGAUGACUUCGUUGUUCCUUCUUCGGCUGGACAACAACCGCCUUCACGGCACUCUGCCACCAAAGUGGAGCCUGUUACGUGCGCUGUACAGGCUCCUGCUGUCGCACAACACGCUUUCCGGCACGCUACCAGACGAGUGGGGUCGCAUGGCGUCCUUAAGCGAGCUGUACCUCAACGGGAACGCAUUAUCCGGCACACUACCCGCCGUGUGGAAGGCAACACCGAACUUGGCGCGCCUGUCCCUCUCCAACAACCAACUUCGAGGCCCAAUACCCCCGCAGUGGGCAUCCUUCAGAGCCCUGUUCGAGGUCGACCUCAGCAGCAACGCCUUAUGUGGAUGCGCUCCGCCUGAAUGGAAACAUAUUUGGGGCUUCGCUGCCACUGUCGACCCCGCAGUGUCGGCGUCGGACUGCGCCACUGCGAACGCGUGCGGUGAUGACAGCGCGACUUCCCCAGCACCCACCACCAGCGCCACUGUGUCUCCCACAACCACCACCAUCACGACCACGACGAACGCACCUGCUCUACCGCAGAAUUCUCGGAUGAAGCUUGUUCCUUUGUGGUGUGUGCUGAGUGCGGUCGGCGGUGCUCUCGCGGGAGUCGCUGCGGGCCUCGGCGUGUACUUCUACCGCCGGCGUCAGCGCAAGGAGGCGGAGGAGAAGCGGUCCCGUGCGUCUGAGGAGAAGGCGGAGGAGCCGUUUGCGCAUACGCCUGACACGCCGUAUUGA